Molecule: messenger RNA, 690 nt
Organism: Puma concolor (puma)
Lineage: Eukaryota; Metazoa; Chordata; Mammalia; Carnivora; Felidae
Source: RefSeq, a predicted model, not a curated record
AUGAAGCUCCUAUGUUUGGUGGCCGUGGUCGGGUGCUUGCUGGUGCCCCCAGCUCAAGCCAACAAGGUGAGGGAGGUGAGACAGCAGCACCUCUUGCACGACCACCCCCUGAUACGCUUUUUCUUCCAGAGCUCUGAAGAUAUCCGUUGCAAAUGCAUCUGUCCACCAUAUAGAAACAUCAGUGGGCACAUUUACAACCAGAAUGUGUCACAGAAGGACUGCAACUGCCUGCACGUGGUGGAGCCCAUGCCAGUGCCCGGCCACGACGUGGAGGCCUACUGUCUUCUGUGCGAGUGCAAGUAUGAAGAACGCAGCACCACCACCAUCAAGGUUACCAUUGUCAUCUACCUGUCAGUGGUGGGGGCCCUCUUGCUCUACAUGGCCUUCCUGAUGCUGGUGGAUCCUCUCAUUCGAAAGCCGGAUGCAUACACCGAGCAGCUGCACAAUGAGGAGGAGAACGAGGAUGCUCGCUCUGUGGCAGCCGCCACUGCCUCCCUUGGGGGCCCUCGAGCAAACACAGUCCUAGAGCGUGUGGAAGGCGCCCAGCAGCGGUGGAAGCUGCAGGUGCAGGAGCAGCGGAAGACCGUCUUCGAUCGGCACAAGAUGCUCAGCUAGAUGGGCCGACGAGGUUGGGUCAAGGACCAGAGGCCACGGCCGCCAGCUUCUGGGGCUGGAUGGAGCCAGAUGCCC